Symbiodinium sp. CCMP2592 is the source of this 1524-nucleotide messenger RNA. The record is from the annotation of a GenBank genome assembly. NCBI's taxonomy places the organism in Eukaryota, Dinophyceae, Suessiales, Symbiodiniaceae.
AUGGCCCGAGAGUUGCAGGCCGAGUUAAGCCCUAUGGCCGAGUGGGCACAAAGUGGGAGCAAGGCUUCGGUCGAUGCUUUGAUGAACAGCUGGUGCACCCGGCUGGAGAGCCUUGGCUCUCUGUCGUUAGGGCAAGCCAUGCAGAUGAAGCAGACGAUCCAGGAUCUGAGCUUCGAGAGCACCCUGUCAGAACGGUUGCUUGGAAAAGUUGAAGCCAAAGUUCUGGCAACGGCCACGGCUGCAACACCGCCGCCAGAUACUACAUAUACGCCUCACAAGCGAAAGGAGGAAAGCAAGCCGCAGACCUUGCUGAAGCCGGAAAACUUCAUCACGGUCACUGAGUGGUCUAUGCUGGAAAAGUCGCCAGCACCGGCAAGGCUGGAAAUCCUUCUGAAAAGGUAUCUGCAGCUGGGCCUGAGGAACCUCACAGAACAGACGGUCAAGAAAGGCCUGGCCUUCCUCUUGGCACUGGCAGCCGGCGAGCUCAGUCAGAUGCCGACAUAUGAAGAGAUCUACGAAGAGGUCCAGGUCUUCAAGAGAUCUUGGGAAUCCGUGAAAACGGAUGCAGAGCCGACUGAGGUCGGCCUGCUCACGUAUCCCGAUGACCCCAGCAGCUUGCCGAAGGCUCUGUUCGACCGAGCCUACAAGGCUGAGGACCCGCCCAUGGGCAAAGACGUGAGGGCUGGGAUCUGGCUAGCUCACAUUCCGAUGCGAUCUACUUCCAAGCUCUUGCAGAAGAACAAGAAGCAGAGGCUGCCGAGGCCAGAUGGCCAGGCCGCCGUGUCUGAGCAGCAUGCGAACGAGUUCCAGAGCCGCAUGGAGCAGUGCUUCGGGCGACUGGAAAGAAUGCUGGACCAGGGCUGCGGUCAGAAUGCCAUCCAGGAUGGUGGGCGAAGGGAGCUGCAGCUUGCUGCAGGCGCAAGAGGCGAGAUGAGCAGCAGCAGUGCCGGGGUCGGCUUUGCUCUGGGCAACCCAGCCCAGCCGGUUUCGGCUGCGACACAGCAGACCUCGCCAGGGCGACAGUCGGCCUUGCAGCUAGCCCUGCCUCCAGCCGAAGAACCCGAAGCAACGGAGUCGCUCCCUGCCGAGAACGAUCUCGAGGACGAAGCUUUGUUCAAGAAGCUCAAAGAUCGCAAAGCUGGGAUUCUGAAGAAGCCGGCCGCUGCAGCUGCAGCGAGUGGCCAAGGAAACUUGGCAAAGAACAAGACAAAAACGAAUGGCCAAGGCCAAGAUCCAAAGAAGAAGGGCAGCGGCAAAGGCAAAGGAAAGUCCAACGACAAGAGUGCUUCGAAGAAAGGCCAAGGCAAAGCAAAGGAGCAGCAAGCCCAAGGCUCGCAUGGAAAGCGGAAGUUCCAAAUUGUCUGGGAGGACGGCUGCAUCCAGAAGAACUAUGCUUCUCGCAUGUACAAGCGAGCCGGAACGUGGGCAAAGCACCAAGGCUUCUCGGAGCAGCAAGUGGUAGAGUGCCAGCGAGAGGCCCACAGAGAGGCCAUUCUGCUGUGGAAGAAGAAGAACGGCUGCUAA